Osmerus eperlanus (European smelt) is the source of this 3722-nucleotide messenger RNA. RefSeq names its product dachshund d (gene dachd). The transcript has 11 exons. The coding region runs from base 258 to 2183 and encodes 641 amino acids. NCBI's taxonomy places the organism in Eukaryota, Metazoa, Chordata, Actinopteri, Osmeriformes, Osmeridae. The record is from RefSeq and is a predicted model, not a curated record. Gene Ontology annotation, biological process: regulation of transcription by RNA polymerase II. Gene Ontology annotation, molecular function: DNA-binding transcription factor activity, RNA polymerase II-specific; RNA polymerase II cis-regulatory region sequence-specific DNA binding. Gene Ontology annotation, cellular component: nucleus; transcription regulator complex.
AACUCAUCCACAGAGCGGAGCUGCACUUUUCAGCUCAUUUUCCUCCUGUCAUUCCUGCUUCUAUCUUUGAUCAUUGUCCCGCCGCGCGAACCCAAAUCUCACUCAACACGUCUUUUCAGCAUCUCUUUCUACUCCCCAACUCGUCAGAGGAGAUACACUCCCGUGGAUUCUUUCGUUUGAUUUUCUCGACAGCGGGACUUUUUUUUGCAGGACUGGGGUUUAUACUUUGAACUUCGUCUACUCUUCCCUAGGUGACCAUGGCCGUACCGGCUACUCUGAUUCCGCCAACCCCGCUAGUCCCACCGCCUCAGAUGUCAACUCCGUCAGCGACCACCUCCCCGCCGUCGACAACUUCAUCCCCGUCUCCAUCUAUGGCCCCCUCCGGACAGAACCUGUUCCGAUCAGAGCUGCUUGCCACCAGCAGCCCGGGCAUCCCUACCCCGACCGGAACUCUGCCCAGCAAGCCCGUAUAUUCGACUCCGUCGCCUGUUGAAAACACCCCGCAGAACAACGAGUGUAAAAUGGUAGAGUUACGGGGUGCUAAAGUGGCGUCUUUCACCGUGGACGGCAGCGAACUCAUCUGUCUUCCCCAGGCAUUCGACCUUUUUCUGAAGCACCUGGUAGGCGGGCUGCACACGGUCUACACCAAGCUGAAGCGGCUGGAGAUCACGCCGGUUGUGUGCAAUGUUGAGCAGGUUCGCAUCCUCAGAGGGCUCGGCGCCAUCCAGCCUGGAGUCAACCGCUGCAAACUCAUCUCCAGAAAAGACUUCGAGACUCUCUACAACGACUGCACCAAUGCAAGCUCCAGACCGGGAAGGCCCCCUAAGAGGACCCAGAGUGUGACCUCACCAGAGAACCCACACAUCAUGCCCCACUCUGUCCCUGGACUCAUGUCCCCGGGGAUGAUACCCCCCACAGGCCUGACCGCCGCUGCGGCCGCUGCUGCCAAUGCCGCCAUCGCUGAGGCCAUGAAGGUGAAGAAGAUCAAGCUGGAGGUGAUGAGCAGUUACCACGGCAACGCCAACCAGCAUGGGGUCGAUGGUGAGAAUGGAGACCUGAGCUCCAGCGUCGGUGAGGGAGCCCUUCGCACACGCUCAUGCUUGGAACUCCCCUUUAUGAUGAUGCCCCACCCACUGAUCCCAGUCAGCCUGCCCCCAGCCUCGGUCACCAUGGCAAUGAGCCAGAUGAAUCACCUCAGCACCAUUGCCAACAUGGCUGCUGCCGCCCAGGGCCAGAGUCUCCCCUCCAGAAUGGUCACCUCCGUCAUAAAGGGGUUCCAGGAGCGCAUGCCGGAUAGCCCGUCCCCGGCUCCCUCUCUGGAGGACGGGCGGAGGCCGGGCAGCCACCCCUCCUCCCACCGCAGCAGCAGCGUGUCCAGCUCCCCCGCCCGCACAGAGAGCUCCUCGGACAGGAUACGUACGUCCCCCUAUUACCUCCCCAUGCAGCGAAUCAGACUGGCGAACUGCGCGUUCAGUUCCUCAACGAUGCACCAGAACGGACUGUCCAUGAACCAGGCCCUGUUGGGCCUCUCCCCCAGCAUCUUGCCUGGGCCCAAGGAGGGGGACCUAGCCCACGACAUGAGCCACGAAGCCAAGAGGAUGCACAUCGACAAAGGUGUUGUUGUGUGUCUUGUUCUAGAAGACAACGCCAUGUGCACCCCGACGGCAAGAGACAGCUAUGAGAGGCUGUCAUUGGCUAGCCAGGGUCUCCCUCCUGGCUUCCCCUCCCCCUUCCUGUUUCCUGACGGCCUGUCAUCAAUAGAGACCCUGCUCACCAACAUCCAGGGCCUGCUAAAAGUGGCGAUUGACAACGCGCGGGCCCAGGAGAAGCAGGUGCAGCUGGAGAAGACAGAGCUGAAGAUGGAGCUGUUCAGAGAGAGAGAGCUCAGGGAGGCCCUGGAGAAACAGCUCGCCGUGGAGCAGAAGAACAGAGCCAUCAUCCAGAAACGCCUGAAGAAGGAGAAGAAGACUAAGAGGAAACUGCAGGAGGCUCUGGAGUACGAGACCAAGAGGAGAGAGCAGGCGGAGCAGAGCCUCAAACAGCCAUCCCCCUCCGACAGCAUACGCUCCCUCAAUGACUCUCUGACCCCAGAGAUGGAGACUGACCGCAGCAGUGGAAGAACAGAUGCUGAGAGGACAAUACAAGAUGGGAGGCUGUUCUUGAAAACCACGGUGAUGUACUGAUAAGACCAUGAGGAGGAGCUGAAGGAAAAGAGAGAGAGAAAAAAAAACAUGAGAUUCUCAAGAGUCCUUAACCAGGCCGAUUUAGUAGUGGAAUGAAGUCAAGCUGCUUGUAGGAGUUCAAUGGAAGUGCUGUAUUCAGCCAAAAGCUGGAGGUUGUGUCUGAAUGUAGAAUUAGAAAUCUUUUUCUCACAGAGGCCAACAUUACAUAGUUGAUAAACCAGGUUUUGGUGCAGUUUGUUGGCUACAUUGAAGGAUAAAAACAAUUGAGCACAGUAAAAUGUACCAAUGGUAUAAAGUUGGUAAAAACUCCAAAUUCACAGCACUGAAGAUUUUUAUACUGGGUUUCGACCAGCCGGAAAGCUUUGAAAAAGAUAAGACUCUGUGGUCUGUUUUGUAUUUCAAGUAAUAUUCCAAGAUUAUAAAAUAUGACACUUGGAGAGUCUUGAGACAAGAAAGAAAAUGUGAAUUUGUCCGUAUGUUGAUCAAAAGAGACGACUGAUUUUAAUGUUUUCUAAAUUAGAUAAAAAAUACAAUCAAGUUUCCUUUCUACCACUGUUGUAUAUAGAAUAUCCGAGGAUACUGAUAGGAUUACUGAUAUGACUGAUAACGUAUGUGUAUAUAACGUUCAGAGGUGGUAUUGUGUAUGCAGUAGAGCAAACAAUAUUAGGCAAACAAUACCAACAUUUAUAUACAUUUAUAGUUUUGUUUUGUUUUAUUUCUGAGCCAUCAUUCUUUCAAAUAGCUGCCAUUUUGGUGAGAAAGCAUGCAGGCAUGUAAAUGUUUGUCCUGGAAUCCUGAUAUUUAUAAAUCCUAUAUUGUGCUAAACAAAAACUAGGGUUGUUUCACUCAAAUUACUUUGAAACAUCUCAAAAUAAUCCAUGUCAAACUCUUUGUAACUUGGUUAACAUGGCAUUGGAUUUACUAUCUGUUCACGUUUUUUCUUCUUCAUAAAGAACUCUCAAAACUGUGUCUAUUUAUUUGUAACAUAGUUUUGGUCAUCUCAAAAUAUCCCGUAAAAAUGAAAUGGUCACACUUUUCGAGGCAUUUCAUGCUGAUUAGUUCAUUAUUUGAGGAUCAUAUACCAGCUUGAGUAACAUAAGCAAUCAGUCACUGUCUCAGUUGUAGUAUAUUCUUCUUUCUAAACUAAAUAUAAGUGUAUCCAUGACACGGUGGCCUCUUUGACGUCCAUGGACAUCCAUGUAUUUGUUUUAACAAUUAAAUGUGUGUCAUGCCAUCGUGAUGGAAAGCGUUUCUCAACAUUAGGAGAUGCUUGGGCUUCUGGGGUUCCUGUUCUCCUGUGUGUGUAAGUAUAUUCCCAAAACAAGAGGUGUCGUGUCCAAUUUUUGUAAAAGGAAUGGGUUUAUAUAGUUACCUCAACCAUGAAUGGAAAGGAGUGUCCCCAUGUUCAUAAUGUGUUUUUCUAAGUUUGUUGCCUUGGAGUGUCUAGGGUCUGUUGUCGACAUGUCACUGAUAACUUAUAUAGCUUCUUCAACCACCCCUUCAUUGUACUUCAAUUUCAAAUAAACUUAAACUGUUGAU